AUGCCGCUCUAUGGAGCAGGCCGACCGAGGCCACACUGGGAGGCCGUAGAGCCCUACCCAGCUUUUGCGUUGGCGAGGCCUAGGCCGAGGCCGAACUUGGGCUUGGACAGGGAGAAAUACUUGCUUGAGGGCUGCGCGAAGCCGUUACCAGCUGGCAUCGAGCUUCCCUUGAAGCUACCAGCUCUUCGCCUGUGCAAGGGUGGUUUGCCAGGCCCUGUGAGAGGUUGCGAUGACUUUGCGGCCAAGCAAGCGGUGGCCAUUCUCGCUGAAGUGAGCGCUGAUGUUGUUAGGAGUGGUGCAGCCCGUAGUUUUUGGGUCAAGCCGGGCUGCCGCGCCAAAUCCUGGGAGGAAGAACAGUGGCAAGCGCUCGCAAGAACUUGGGUUGGCUACUUGCAGCCACUUUUGAACUCCUCGCCGUUCUUCCAAGACUUGGGCGAGUUGGCCGAGGGCAGCCGGUACCUUGCGGCGGAUCUGCCGGGUUUCAAAUUAUGGGUGGACUUCAUCCACGGCACUGACCUGGAGACGCCGUUCGCGCGUGCAGACUUGUUGGUCAAUUUCUUUGAUUGCGUACAGGCGAAGCACCGUAGCGCGAUCGCCCCCUGGCGUUCCCUGAAGUUCGUGGCGGGCUUGCUGGGCUGGGAUCGCUUGCUGGCUACCUUAGCAAAUCCUGUCGUGGUUGCUUGUUCGGGCGAUGCGGCAGAGAGUAAGGAACGCAAGGAAGCUGUACCUUUGCCUUUGUAUGCCGUGGCGCGAAUGGAGGCUGCAGUGCUCGCUGCCUUGGCUUCGGGUCCACAGCUGGAUCCACCUACACUGAUGUGUGUGGUGUUCUUGGUUAUGCUUUGGGGUGCGCUUCGUUUUUCUGAUGCCCAGCGCGUGGCAGUGCCUGAGAUGGACUUCGUGCAGGGUAUUGUGCGCUGCAGAUGUUGGAAGACAAAGUCCUCCAAGACUUCUAUGCCUUGGGGCUGCCUUACUGUGGGUAUCUAUGAUGAUUGGACGGCAGCUGUCAAAUUGCUGCGAGAAAAGCUUGGAGAGGUCGAUUUCCUGAUCCCUGGGCCCUUUGGGGGCCGGGCCUCGUUUACUUAUACACAAGCUCAGUUGAGGCGUUUGCUCGUGUGUGUGGCCAAAGUCCCAGAGCAUGCGGUUUCCAUUUAUACUUUGCACAGUCUAAAAGUGACUGGGCUUUGUUGGGGCUUGCAGUUAGACAUCGAUGGGCGCUGCCGCCGCUUGUGGGGGCAUCAUCGGGCGCGCGAAGCCGGUGAGGCUAUGGUUCAAAAGUAUGGGCGUGACGACGUGCUGCCUGCGCUGAGGGCGCAGCUGGUGGUGGCUCGGGCAAUACGUGGCGGUUGGUGCCCCUUGACCCCUCAAGCAAGAGGUGCACGCCAGCCUUGCCCUGAGGAACCUCUGGCGCCGGCGCCAUCGGCACUGCGGGGGGCUCCCUUGGGUCUGGACAUCUGUGCCUCGGGCACUUCGGACACAGAGUCUGAGUCGGAUGAGAAUGAGUCGGAGGCGGAGUCCUCGGUGAGCAGCGUGUGCGGCGAACUGUUGGAGGCGGACGACGAAGAGGACGCGGUGCCUGGCCCAGCGCAGCUUGUUGGCGGAAAGUUUCUGAUGAAUUGCCGCUCUCACAAGUUUCACGCUGUGAUUCUAGCCGGUGGUUCGCUUCGGCGGGCGUGUGCCCCAUCUCAGUCGGUGGAUGAGCCACAUUGGGAGGACUUGUUGCAAAAGGUGGGGCUGUGUAGCAAAGUUCAGGAGGAGUUGGCUGCGCGGGGCUUCGCGACUGCCGCGGAGUUGCACUGGACUCUGCAGAGCGGGGCUGAGGAGACGAUUGAUGCUGUGCUGCAGGCGGCUGGGGUAGAUAAGGGCUGUGCGCCUUCUUUGCUUCAGUGCUUGGAAGCGGGCCGCUUGCGGCGUCUCUUGGCUAUGUGCACAAAAGUAUGCAAUGACGCUGGUGAUCAGGCGCCAGUGGUUUCGGAUGCAGCAGGGACGAGCUUGUUGGGUCUCUCAGUGGGCCCGCAGCUGGAUGCGGCUCAGUUGGCAGAGUUGUGGAAGAAGUUUGCGGCGGACUACCCAUCAGAGUGCUUGGAAGCGGAUGGGCAGCCCUGCAAGCAAUUGCUGCAGCAGAUCGCGCUCCAAAAGCGGAAUGGGGAGUUGAAGUUUAUCCCUUGGAAGCAAAUCUUGAGCGUUGUGCAAUACGAUCGUUCCCGCCAGUCCUGCUCCCACUCUAAGGAGAAGUCUCUCCUGGGCCUUUUGGCGGAUGUGACAGGACAUGUUGACGCUUUGGAAGCUGACGUGUCUUCCUCCCCCUUCGCUGUGCAGAAGGUUUUGUCGCUGCGCAGUGUGGCGUGGGCGUUGCUGGAUUGGUGCCAUUUGUCGUCGGGCAAAAUGCUUGUCAACAAGUUCAUGCUGCUGUAUCAUCGCGUUGGGUUGGCUGAUGUGGGGAUGCGCCCCCCAAACCUUGCAGAGGCCGAGUUUGCCGAUGCGGAACUCUGCCGUCAACUGCAGGACUUGAUGAGCAAGGGCAAUGAUUUGGACAGGGCUAUUUAUGAGGCAGUUGUGGUGCGAGACAGUUUGCGAUUGUGGCUGCAGCCGCGCCUCAAAGCUCCAGCAGAGAAGGGAAGGAGCGAGGUAGCAGCAGACCCUGCAGGCUGCCCCUCGCUGCCAGCUGGUAGCGCUCCACCCUGGCAGCCUGCGGCUUUCCAUCAAGAUGCGGGCCAGGCUGACGUGGCGGGGGUGGCUCAGCAGCCUGAGAGUGGUUCUCCUGCAGAUUAUCACCGCAUCUUUCUGAAAGACGGGGGUGGUCUGUCGAGCACUCUGGAUUGGCAAGUGCCUCCGCCUGGAGCUUUGCGGGACCCAUUGUCUGCGGUGCGCAAAGCAAUUUGGUCUUCCAUGCCGAAAGAUGCUUGCUGCCGGGCGGCCGCGCUGUGUGGCAAGACCUUGGAGAAUCCGUUCUUCACUGACUCAGAGGUGCAUUUGAUGCAAGUGGCCGUUUGUUCAGCCUUGGGUAUCGAUUCGGCUUGGGCAUUGGAGUCCUUUGAACUCACUCCGUACAAGUUCAAUCUGCUGGAAAGUUUGGCUCUGCGGAUGGAUGAUCCAGAUGUUGCUCUGUGCAAAGUGCUUCGGCGCGGGGCGCCUACGGGAGUACGGGAGCCAAUCCCUGCAUCUGGUGUUUGGCCACCUUGUUCUGGCAAAUGGGGUGACGAGGUGGCUGAGGCUUGCGAUUUGUUCUGGUGCACCUCCAAUCACAUUUCUGCAGAACAGGAGCCGGCGAAAGUUCGCGCUUUAGUCCAGAAAGAAGUGGACCUGGGUUAUUUGGUACACAUUGCAGGGGGGAUGUCGGCAGUACAACAGCGAUUCCCGGAUGGUUCCUUGGCAAUUGGCAAGCUGGGGCUCGUGACGUGCGCUGGAAAAGAAGACCGGCUCAUUGGCGACUCCCGCGCCAGUGGGGCGAGCCCGGCGGCCAGAUUCCUUGAGCGGGCGGAGGUGCCUUCGCUUUUCUUGUUCACUGCUGCGCUGAACAGGUUCGCCGCUUGGCGAGGUGUGGCGGUGGACCCCAAAGAGUGGGUGUUGUUCAGCGUGGACAUCAAGGGGGCUCACAAAUCUAUUCGUACGGCUGCUGAAGAUGUGGGCUUUUCGGUUUUCUCACUUGAAGGAGAAUUCUACGCAUACGUGGUCAACCACUUCGGGGCCGCGUGGUCGGCGUAUUGGUGGUCGAGGCUUUCUGCUUUGCUGUUACGAACCAUACACUUCCUGGUGCGCCACCGCCACCUGGGGGCGGUUUAUGUGGAUGAUUUUCUAUUCCUCCUGCCGCGGGGGGCAUUCGCGAUGCUGGUGGUGCUGGUGCUGGCUAUUUUGCAAAUCUUGGCUGUGCCAUUGUCCUGGCGUAAACUGGCAUUGGGUUCCGAGUUGACCUAUUUGGGGUGGCAGUUGUCCUUGCAUUCUGGUUUCUGGGCGUCCUUGCCGGAAAGCAAGCAAGCGAAGGUGCUUAGGGAGCUGGCUUGGUGGAGGUUGCAUCCGCGACGGGUACCUCGGAAGAAGCUCUCUCAGCUCUUGGGGUUUCUGCUUUGGGCGACUCAAGUGCGACUCGCAUUGCGAGCUUUCCUUGCGCCUCUCUUUAUCAAGCUGAACAAGCCAGGGUCACGCUUGCAGUGUCUGAGUUUGGGGCAAUUAGAAGAGCUGGCCAUGAUCCUGGGGGAUGGGCUGGUAGUCCAGUCUGCUGCUGCAAGAAGCGAUAUUCAAAAGGGGUGGCGUUUGCACGCUGUGGGUGGCAAGACAGUUGAUUGUGUCAUCAAUGCGCGUCGUCUGCUGCAACAGCCCCGAACGAUCACGGGCAAGAUUUGGGUCCGGUUUUCGGCAUGGACUCCCUGUGUGGAUCUGGAUCCGGUUUCGUUGUCCUCGCUGCACACUUUACAGCGGGUGUUUUGCACCAACAGUUUCUCUUGGGCCGGUGAGAGGGUGGCUGAGGACGCUGCGGCGGAUGCCUGGGCCGGGUCUGCUCUCUCAGGCAUAGGAGGUUGGUUUCGGGCCUUGGAGUCAAACAAACUGUUUUGGUUCCACCUGGAAAUUGAGCAGGGCCAAUUACCCGAUCUUUGGCAGUGGCCGGAAAAGAUGCAAGCAGCUAUAUGUGCUCUGGAGCUUUUAGCGCAGCUGGCUCUGGUUCUGGCUCGCGCAAAGGUUGAUGGGACCGCUCAGUUGCAUUGUGUGCGCUUGCGACAAUAUGGCGACAACAUGCCAGUGGUCGCGGCUUGCAGUAAGGGCAUGUCCACUGCGCCGCCGCUGUGCUUUGCGCUGAUGGCCUUGGCUUUUGCGGCUUUGGAGCUACAAGUGGCCUUGGAGCUGUCCCAUGUGGCAGGCGAGCGGAAUGAAGAGGCUGACUUGCUAAGUCGUUUGAACCACCCAGAAGCGAAGCCAUUGCCCUUGGUCAUGAGGGCCAAGUUCCCUGAAGCAAAUCGGGUGCGUAUAACCUUGGCGGACGUGCUGGAGAAUGGGAAAGCUUGCGAAGAGAAGUCCGAGAAUGAGGUUGCCGACCUCACAGGCGAGUAUCUCAACAUUUGCUUGCUAUUGGUGCUCUACACCCUUCAGGGCAUUCCCAUGGGGAUCUCUGGUGUGCUGCCGUUGAUCCUUAAGGAAAAGAAGGUGUCCUACAACGACUUGGGCACUUUCUCUUUGAACUCCUAUCCCUUUAGCUUGAAAAUCCUUUGGGCGCCUGUGGUGGAUGCCGCUUACUUCAACCGCAUUGGCCGCAGGAAGACUUGGCUCAUCCCCACUCAGUUUGCCAUUGGAGUGGUGAUGAUGGUGCUGUCGCAACGGUUGGAUUCCUUGCUUUAUGUGGAAGAGCCUCACAUCACAACCCUUACUUGCCUAUUCUUCUUGCUCUAUCUUCUGUGUGCCACGCAGGACAUUGCGGUAGACGGAUGGGCCAUAGCUAUUCUCCGGAAGGAGAAUGUGGGCUAUGCUGCCACGAGCAACGCCAUCGGUCAAACCUUGGGCUAUGCCAUUGGUUUUACCGGAUUUAUGGCUCUGGAGCACUUCCAGCUCAUGACACUUUCGGAGUUUUUGUUGAUCUGGGGGAUGAUCUUCAUUGUUGCGACCCUGCUCGUCGGACUGCUCAAAUCUGAAGGUGCGAUUCCUCCAGAAGAUGAACCGGAAAGCAUCAGCACAGCUUACAGGAAUAUGUUCAAGAUUCUGCGUCUUCAUCCUGUUCGGCUUCUCAUGCUAUUGCUGGCAACCUGGAAGUUCCCCUUUGCAGUCUCAGAUGGUGUUGCUCCAUUGAAACUCCAAGAGCUCGGUGUCAAGAAGGAGCAUAUGGCUUACAUCGCUUCUGGAAUGAUGCCUGUAUAUAUUCUGCUCCCAGCGGUGAUCUCGCGUUGGACAUCAAACUCAACUCCCUGGGCUUUGGCAAUGCGGUUCUAUCCUUGGAGAGUUUUGCUGGUACUCAUUGCUGCAGUGCUCGUAAGUUGCACACCCUCUGGUGACAUCCACUGGACGUUCUACUUGGCGGUGGUUGUGGUGUACCUCCUGGGCGCCGUGGUGAGUCAGUGCAUGUUCGUAUCCAACAUGGCCUUCUUCGCUCGGAUCAGUGAUCCUGCCAUGGGAGGGACAUACAUGACUCUGCUGAACACAUUGGCCAAUCUUGGAGGCAUGUGGCCAAGUACCGUGACACUGAAGCUCAUUGAUGCCACCAGCUGCAGCAGUCCGAGCUGCGCGGUGAAAGUCGAUGGCUUCUACAUCAUGUCAGGCCUCAGCUUUUUCUACGGGCUCCUUUGGUACAUUGCAGCUGCGGGUCCCGCACACCGAGUCCAGAUGAUCAAACUGAGCGAUUGGAGCGUCAAUGCUCUAUAA
Molecule: messenger RNA, 6339 nt
Organism: Durusdinium trenchii
Lineage: Eukaryota; Dinophyceae; Suessiales; Symbiodiniaceae
Source: the annotation of a GenBank genome assembly